Molecule: messenger RNA, 9642 nt
Organism: Heterocephalus glaber (naked mole-rat)
Lineage: Eukaryota; Metazoa; Chordata; Mammalia; Rodentia; Bathyergidae
Gene: Apc2
Product: APC regulator of Wnt signaling pathway 2
Biological process (GO): negative regulation of microtubule depolymerization; Wnt signaling pathway; negative regulation of canonical Wnt signaling pathway
Cellular component (GO): beta-catenin destruction complex; cytoplasmic microtubule; catenin complex
Molecular function (GO): gamma-catenin binding; beta-catenin binding; microtubule binding
Source: RefSeq, a predicted model, not a curated record
GCAUCCCUCAUCCUCCCCCGCUCUUGGUGGUUUCUCCCAGCGCCAGGAGAGGCGGUGCCGCCUGGCCUGGCCCGAAUCGGGCUUUGUCCGAUCCGGAGCUCCUUGCCCGCUCAGCGGAAACCCAGGAGCCCUGGAGGCUGCAACUGCGGCCACCCUGGGCUGGGAUUUCGGGUGGGGCCUGCAGAGAAGCUUGGAGGGAGGAGGCCCCAGACCCCCGCCCCAUGCCAGCCAGCCCAAGCUGAAAGCGCUGCAUGAGCUGAAGAUGACGAGCUCAGUGGCCUCCUAUGAGCAGCUGGUUCGGCAGGUGGAGGCCUUAAAGGCUGAGAACAGUCACCUGAGGCAGGAGCUUCAGGACAACUCAAGCCACCUGUCCAAGCUGGAGUCCGAGACCUCAGGGAUGAAGGAGGUCCUGAAGCACCUGCAGGGCAAGCUGGAGCAGGAGGCCCACAUGCUGGUGUCGUCGGGGCAGACAGAGGUGCUGGAGCAACUGAAGGCUCUCCAGAUGGACAUCACCAGCUUGUACAACCUCAAGUUCCAGCCACCGGCCCUGGGGCCUGAGCCUACUGCCCGAACCCCCGAAGGAAGCCCAGUCCAUGGCUCUGGGCCCUCCAAGGACAGCUUUGGGGAGCUGAGCAGGGCUACCAUCCGGCUCCUGGAGGAACUGGACCGGGAACGGUGCUUCCUGCUGAGCGAGAUCGAGAAAGAGGAGAAGGAGAAGCUCUGGUACUACUCUCAGCUGCAGGGCCUGUCCAAGCGCCUGGACGAGCUGCCUCACGUGGAAACGCAGUUCUCCAUGCAGAUGGACCUGAUUCGGCAGCAGCUGGAGUUCGAGGCCCAGCACAUCCGCUCGCUCAUGGAGGAGCGCUUUGGGACCUCGGACGAGAUGGUGCAGCGUGCACAGAUCCGAGCUUCGCGCCUGGAGCAAAUUGACAAGGAGCUGCUGGAGGCACAGGACCGGGUGCAACAGACUGAGCCUCAGGCCCUACUGGCAGUGAAGUCGGUGCCGGUGGAGGAGGACCCCGAGGCGGAGAUCCCCACGCACCCUGAGGAUGGUACCCCGCAGCCGGGCAACAGCAAGGUGGAGGUGGUAUUCUGGCUGCUGUCCAUGCUGGCGACGCGUGACCAGGAGGACACGGCCCGCACGCUGUUGGCCAUGUCCAGCUCUCCUGAGAGCUGCGUGGCCAUGCGCCGUUCAGGCUGCCUGCCGCUGCUGCUGCAGAUCCUCCACGGCGCCGAGGCGGGGGCAGGGGGUUGCACAGGAAACCCGGGAGCCCCAGGAGCCAAGGACGCGCGCAUGCGGGCCAAUGCCGCACUGCACAACAUCGUCUUCUCGCAGCCCGACCAGGGCCUGGCUCGCAAAGAGAUGCGCGUCCUGCACGUGCUGGAGCAGAUCCGAGCGUACUGCGAGACCUGCUGGGACUGGCUGCAGGCCCGAGAGAAGGGGCUGGAGGCGGGCGGCGCCGGCGGCGCCCCUGUCCCCAUUGAGCCUCAGAUCUGCCAGGCCACCUGUGCUGUGAUGAAGCUGUCCUUUGAUGAGGAAUACCGCCGGGCCAUGAACGAGCUCGGUGGUCUGCAAGCGGUGGCGGAACUGCUGCAGGUGGACUACGAGAUGCACAAGAUGACCCGAGACCCCCUGAACCUUGCCCUGCGCCGCUACACAGGCAUGACCCUAACCAACCUCACCUUCGGAGACGUUGCCAACAAGGCCACCCUCUGUGCCCGCCGGGGCUGCAUGGAGGCCAUCGUGGCCCAGCUGGCAUCUGAGAGUGAGGAGCUCCAUCAGGUGGUGUCUAGCAUCCUGCGCAACCUGUCCUGGAGAGCAGACAUCAACAGCAAGAAAGUGCUUAGGGAGGUCGGCAGUAUGACGGCCCUGAUGCAGUGUGUCCUUCGGGCCACCAAGGAGUCCACCCUGAAGAGCGUGCUUAGCGCCCUGUGGAACCUGUCGGCGCACAGCACGGAGAACAAAGCGGCCAUCUGCCAGGUGGACGGUGCGCUCGGCUUCCUGGUGAGCACCCUGACCUACCGCUGUCAGGGCAACUCCCUGGCUGUCAUUGAGAGUGGCGGCGGCAUCCUUCGCAACGUGUCCAGCCUCAUUGCCACGCGCGAGGACUACAGGCAGGUACUGCGAGACCACAAUUGCCUGCAGACCCUUCUGCAACACUUGACGUCGCACAGCCUGACCAUCGUGAGCAACGCAUGUGGCACGCUCUGGAACCUGUCUGCACGCAGCCCUCGCGAUCAGGAGCUGUUGUGGGACCUGGGGGCUGUGGGCAUGCUGCGAAACCUGGUGCAUUCCAAGCACAAGAUGAUCGCCAUGGGCAGCGCGGCUGCCCUACGCAACCUGCUGGCCCAUCGGCCCACAAAGUACCAGGCAGCAGCCACAGCCAUCUCCCCAGGCACCUGUGUGCCCAGCCUUUAUGUGCGGAAGCAGCGGGCACUGGAGGCUGAGCUGGACACCCGGCACCUGGCACAGGCACUGGGCCACCUGGAGAAGCAGGGUCUGCCUGAGGCCGAGGCUGAGGCCACCUCCAAGAAACCGCUGCCACCCCUGCGGCACCUGGAUGGAUUGGCCCAGGACUAUGCCUCCGACUCUGGCUGCUUCGAUGAUGAUGAUGCACCGUCCCUGGCGGCGGCUGCCGGCAACGCGGAGCCCGCCAGUCCAGCUGUAAUGUCCUUGUUCCUGGGCAGCCCCUUCCUGCAGGGCCAGGCUCUGGCCCGCACCCAGCCUGCCCGUCACAGUGGCCUGGAGGCUCAGAAGGAGUCUGGGGGAGAUGCUGCUGUGGCAGCCAAGGCCAAAGCCAAGCUGGCACUAGCAGUUGCUCGAAUUGACCGGCUGGUGGAGGACAUCUCCGCUCUGCACACCUCGUCUGAUGACAGCUUCAGCCUCAGUUCUGGGGACCCCGGGCAGGAGGUCCCCAGGGAGGGCCGCGCUCAUUCCUGCUCACCAUGCCGGGGCUCUGAGGGUGCGCGGAGGGAGGCUGGCAGCCGGGCCCAUCCGCUGCUCCGUCUCAAAGCCGCACACGCCAGCCUUUCCAAUGACAGUCUCAACAGUGGGAGCACCAGCGAUGGCUACUGCCCUCGGGAGCACAUGCAACCCUGCCAGCUGGCUGCGCUGGCUGAGCACCGGGAGGACCCUCUGCGUGGGCAGGUGCGGCCCAGCCGGCUGGACCUUGACCUGCGUGGGGGCCAGGCUGAGCCGCCUGCACGUGACACCGCGGCUACUGCUGAUGUGGGGGUGCGCACCAUCAAGCUGUCACCCACCUAUCAGCAUGUGCCGCUGCUAGAGGGUGCAGCCGGGGCGGGGGCACGGUCCCUUGCUGGGCCUGGGGCCUCGCCUGGUACCCGGAAGCAAGCGUGGAUGCCUGUGGACAGCCUCAGCAAGGUGCCUGAGAAGCUGGCAGGUGGCACUCCAUUGCCUGCGGUCAGCAAGGUCCUGCAGAAGCUGGCAGUGCAGGAUGGGCCACUGUCCCUCUCCCGCUGCAGCUCUCUGUCCUCACUGUCCUCCACUGGCCAUCCUGGCCCCAGUGACGGUGGUAACCUGGAUGAUAGUGACUCUUCCUUGGAGGGACUGGAGGAGGCUGGCCCUGGGGAGGCAGAACUGGAUGGGGGUUGGCGGGGGUCCGGGUCCACCUCACUGCCAGUGGCCAUUCCUACACCCCGCAGGGGCCGUGGGCGGGGCCUGGGGGUGGAGGAUGCCACGCCAUCCAGCUCAUCGGAGAACUGUGUGCAGGAGACGCCCCUGGUUCUGAGUCGCUGCAGCUCAGUGAGCUCACUGGGCAGCUUCGAAAGCCCUUCAAUUGCCAGCUCUAUCCCCAGCGACCCAUGCAGUGGGCUGGGCAGUGGGACUGUCAGUCCUAGCGAGCUGCCCGACAGCCCUGGGCAGACCAUGCCGCCCAGCCGCAGCAAGACACCGCCGGCGCCACAGGGCCAGCCAGAGACCAGCCAGUUCAGCCUGCAGUGGGAGAGCUACGUCAAGCGCUUCCUGGACAUUGCUGACUGCCGAGAGCGCUGCCAGCCGCCAUCUGAGCUGGAUGCUGGCAGUGUACGCUUCACUGUGGAGAAGCCAGAUGAGAACUUCUCCUGCGCCUCCAGCCUCAGCGCACUGGCUCUGCACGAGCUGUAUGUGCAGCAGGAUGUAGAACUUCGGCUGCGGCCGCCUGCUUGCCCGGAGCGCGAGGAAGGCACAGGUGGAGGGCACCGCCGGCGGGAGGAGGCUGGUGGCCACCUGGAGGGACCUACACCAUCCGGGUCUCGCAACCGCUCAGCCACUGACCAGGAACUGAAGCUGCUUCGAGAGUGUCUGGGGGCUGCUGUGCCAGCCCGGCUCCGAAAAGUGGCCUCAGCGCUGGUGUCCGGCCGCCGUGCCCUGCCGGUACCAGUCUAUAUGCUGGUUCCAGCCCCAGCCAGGGACGAUGACUCUGGCACCGACUCUGCUGAGGGCACACCAGUCAACUUCUCCAGCGCUGCCUCACUCAGUGAUGAGACCCUGCAGGGGCCCCCCAGGGACCAGCCCUGCACCUCCACAGACAGGCAGAAGCCCACAGGCCGCGCAGCUCCCUCCAGGCAGGCCUCUGGGCACUGGCCCAAGGCAGGGGUUGCUGGAAAGAGCUCUGAACAGACCCGGGGGGCUGGCAGGAGCAGGGCUGGUCUGGAACUGCCUCUCGGCCGGCCUCCAAGUGCACGGUCUGACAGGAAUGGCUCUCGCCAGGGUCGCGUGCGUGGUGAUGGGGGUCUGCAGUCCCUGUGCCUCACCACGCCCACCGAGGAGGCUGUGUACUGCUUCUAUGACUCGGAGGAGGAGCCACCUGUCACCAAGGUGCCGCCCCCGCGGCGGGCAUCCGCAAUUCCUCGGGCCCAGAAGCGGGAUCGACCUGCUGGCCGGAAGGAGACCCACGGUCCCUCCAAGGCUGCUCCACCUGCCCGGGCCCAGCCCAGGCUGAUUGCAGAUGAGACUCCGCCUUGCUAUUCCCUGAGCUCCUCAGCCAGCUCCCUCAGCGAGCCGGAGCCAUCUGAGCAGCCAGCCAGCUGUACUCGAGGUGGUGAGUCAGCAGUCACCAAGGAUCCAGGCCCUGGCAGCCAACAGGAAAGCUCCCCAAGCCCACGCACUGAGGAGGAGCUGUUGCGGAGGUGCAUCGGCUCAGCCAUGCCCAGGCACCGGCCUCAGCCCUUGGGCUGUAGGCGUCGAAAGCCCCGAGCUGCCCGGCCAGACCUAAGGCCAAAGGAGGAGCCCCGAGAGUGUGCCGAGCAGGUGGCAGGCUCCGACCCAGCCUCUGACCUGGACAGCGUGGAGUGGCAGGCCAUCCAGGAGGGUGCCAACUCCAUCGUCACGUGGCUGCACCAAGCCGCAGCUGCAGCCACCCUGGAGGCCUCAUCUGAGUCUGACUCCCUCCUGUCCUUGGUGUCUGGGCUGUCCAUGGGUUCUAUGCUUCAAUCAUCCAAGCAGAGGAAAGGGCGACAGCCAGGGCCAAGGGCAGAGGCAGGAAGCACUCAUCGGUCAGAGAAAAGGGCUCCGGCCCCAGCCAAGAGCAGUGGGAGCUCCCGCUUGCCUGGAGGUCCAGAGAAGCCUCGGGGCACCCGGAAGACUGCACCUGGGGAACCGGCUGUGCUCCGAGGACGCACAGUGAUAUAUGUGCCCAGUCCCGCUCCGCAGACCCAGCUCAAAGGCACCCCGGGUCCCCGCCCCACACGGAAGAAGAUGGGGCCUCCUGGGCCCCCACAGUCGGAAGCCCCAGCCAAAACCCCCAGCCCUGGGCAACAGAGGUCUCGGAGCCUGCAUCGACCGGGCAAGAUCUCCGAGCUGGCCGCUCUGAGCCACCCCCCGAGGAGCGCCACACCGCCCGCCCGCCUUGCCAAGACCCCGUCCUCUAGCUCCUCUCAGACCUCACCUGCCUCCCAGCCCUUGCCCAGGAAGUCCCCUCUGGCCACGCCGGCAGCAGGGCCCCUCCCUGGCCCUGGAAUCUCCCCGGUGCCCAAGACCCCAGCUCGGGCCCUUCUGGCCAAACAGCACAAGACACAGAAGUCGCCGGUGCGCAUCCCGUUCAUGCAGAGACCCGCCAGGCGAGGGCCACCGCCACUGGCCAGGGGAGCCCCAGAAUCGGCCCCCAGGGGUCGGGCGGGGCCAGAGGGGAUCCCCCGGGCGCGUGGGAGCCGCCUGGGUCUGGUGCGCGUGGCCUCGGCGCGCUCCAGCGGCAGCGAGUCCUCCGAUCGCUCGGGUUUCCGGCGACAACUAACUUUCAUCAAGGAGUCCCCGGGUUUGUUGCGUCGCCGGCGCUCUGAGCUGUCCUCCGCAGAGUCCGCGACCUCCGCCUCCCAGAGCGCCUCUCCGCGCCGCGGCCGGCCCGCCCUACCCGCGGUCUUCCUCUGCUCCUCACGCUGCGACGAGCUGCGGGCCUCCCAGCGGCAGCCCCCGGCCCCGCAGCGGAUCCCGGUGGCGUCGAGUCCCGGGCCCGGCCCCGGCCCCCGCGCGCCCCGGCGCACCAGCUCCGAGAGCCCCUCGCGCCUGCCCGUGCGCGCCCCCGCGCCGCGGCCGGAGGCGGUCAAACGCUACGCGUCAUUGCCGCACAUCAGCGUGGCCCAAAGGCCCGAGGGCGCCGCCCCCGCUCCUGCUGAAGCUGCCCGCCGCAGCAGCGACGGGGAAGCCAGGCCGUUGCCGAGGGUGGCGGCCCCGGGCACCAUGUGGCGGCGCAUCCGCGACGAGGAUGUCCCGCACAUCCUGCGCAGCACGCUGCCCGCCACUGCCCUGCCACUCAGGGGCCCUUCGCCCGACGAAGGCCCGGUCGGGGCUCCGCAGCGCAAGACCAGCGAUGCCGUGGUGCAGACGGAGGAGGUGGCCGCGCCCAAGACCAACUCUAGCACCUCCCCGAGCCUGGAGACUCGGGAGCUCCCUCAGGCCCCGGCUGGGGGCCCCGUCCCCGUUUUGGGCAGCGACGUGGACGGGCCUGGCCCCGCCAAGGUCCCUGCCGCUAUCCCCUUCGUCCACGAGGGCCUUGGCGUGGCUGUGGGGGGCUUCCCCGCUAGCCGGCAUGGGUCUCCCAGCCGCGCUGCGCGGGUCCCGCCUUUCAACUACGUGCCCAGCCCCAUGGCAGCGGUGGCAGUGACCAGCGACCCUGCGGCGGUGGAAAAGGCCCCGGCCGGGGCCCCAGCCCACCUCUUGGAGUAGCGGACUAGGCGGGCCGCCCGGAAGCCCCUCUCCAGACCCAGUCCGGCUGCCCGGCGGGCCCUUCCCGUAGAAGCUGCUGGAGGCCCGGCCCUCGGGCGCCCCUCCUGGCUCCCAUCAGCCUCCACCCCAGGAAGGCUAAGACCUUGCUUCUGCACCGCGGGGCACGGAGGACUCGGCCACCGAGCACCCAAGGGUGCCUCGUCCCAGGCCCCUCUUUGCACAGAGACCACCCUCCAGCUCGGGCGGGGAACUAACCCCAACUGACCUAGGCGCACCUAGGAGGGCGGGGACACCUCCGGGUCAGCGUCUUCUGUACCUGGGCAACCCUUGCGGGAGGUAACAGCGCCUGCGCGAGGAGAGGACAGCUGGGGAGGAUGGCGCCCUGCGCCUGCCAGCUGGGCCCGCCUACGUGGCAUCCGCUGUGCGGGAGGAAGCCUCUAAUUAUGGCUCCUGGUAAUUUGUUAAUAACGACCUUGCCCGGUUUGUUUUCCUUCUCAGCCCCAGCCGGAGAAGCGUGGGAUGAGAGGUGGGGCUCAGCCCCACGGAAAGACAAGCUCUUCAGGGAGCCCCCAGCCAACGUCGCCCUCUUCAGGAGGGUUGGGGUCCCCCAGAUCACUUGGCGCUCUGCAUCCCGUCGGGGAGGACUGGGGACAGGAAGAGCAGCCUAAUGUGGACGCUGGGGGCCAGGAACGCCUUGUCCCUGCUGAUGACUGGUGUCAGGGCCCCAGGGAGGGAGAUGGGGGCUCAGGGCCAGGUGGCGUGACCUGACCCACUGUCGAGCAAGAGCGUAGAAGGUAAGGGGGUUAGAACCCCUGCAGGGAGCCUAAGUGGAGUUGGGAUGCCAGGGCCUGUGCUAUAGGGAAGUGGCUGGUUUCUAGAUUGUCCCCACUGCUUCCACUGCUGGUCUUGUUCCUUCCAAUACCCUUAACCAUAACCCUAAGCUGAGCCUUAGGGGGUGAGGCCUAGGCUGCCACAGAUACCCAGGAUGGAGGUGCUGAGUGUUGUGCCAGAGGUGGAGGGAAACAGAAAGCAGAGGGUGCGGUCCUCAGGCCCUGGCCUGGAGGCUGGAGCUGGCCUCAGGGGACCUGGGCAUGAGGUGUGGCUCAGGGGUUCUGCACAGGAACAGGGCUGAGUGUCCUGCAGCUCCAGGAUCUUCCUGCAGAAAGAGCCAAGGACCUCUCUCCUGUGGGACCUGCUCUGGCAGAGCUGCUCUUUGCAGAGGAUCUGCUGCCACACAGCAACUCCAAGGCUCUCCUAGUGACUUUGGCUCUGUCCAGUCCACAGCAGGCUGAGGUCAAGGGGCCCCAGGACCCAUGGUGACAGGAGACCCCAUCCCAGAGAUAGGGGUUGCUUUGUCCUACAAAUUCCACUCUUGCUUUUCUGAAACAUAUCCUGCAGGACAGACACCCAGGAUUGAUGGGUAGGAUGGCCACCUCCCCAAGGGACAGUGCUGGGGACCCCAGCGCUCCUUCUACAUGGGGCUGCUAAGGAGCUUUGGGGGCAGAGCUGGCCUGUGACAACUGGCAGGGAGAGAGGACCUGGCUCCACAGAGGUAACCUCCUCAGGACACACCAGCCAGGUCUCAGAGGCCCCAACCCCAACUGUGGCCUGCACACUAGAGGCAGUCGGAUGCUUGCUUGUUCACGCUAUGGGUCAACUGCACCCCAAAAGGGCCUGCUGCUGGGCAGUGGAUCCCCAUCCUGCUGGCUAUAGGCCUGGGCCAGCAUGGCCCCAUCUACCAUGCACUGUGAGACCCUGGGCAGUGCUCGCGCCGCCCUGUGCCUCAGUUUCCCCAUGUGGGCCAUGGGGAGAACUCCCAGAGCUACCUCUUGGGUGAGGAGAGCAGCUGUUAUGAUGGGGGAGGCACACCCCCCCCCCCCGCCCCAUCGUGAUGAAAGGGGCUGUUGCUCCUGCUGGCUGCCUCCAGCAGCCACUUCUGCCUUCUCCACCCUCUGUGGCAGGGGGACAGCCACACUCGCUAUCUAACUCAGGCAGGACUCUGGGCUAGAACCAGCGCUGGACAGUGGGUUCCAGGAGGGUGGCCAGCGGUGUGGACAGCAACCUGAGGCUGGACCCAGAGGGUACCAGUCUUAGGAUACAGAUGGUGACCCCAUCCCCUGAGGCUUUGGGCCAGGAGGGAUGGAGGGGUCACCCCAAGAUGGAGACCUGGGCCUCAGGCUGACAGACACUACCCCUCCCUGGGUGCUGACUUGGGGCAAAGUGCCCACCAUUACCUCAUCUCCUCCCAGCUGUCACACUGGCCUGUGGCCCCCACGCCUGACUCCUGCCUGGUCUGUCCAGCUUUUCUGGCUGCCAACCCCUCAUCUCUUUCUGGGGUCUCCUCACAGUGUUAACUGGACAUGUAAAUAGGUACGGCCUCAUGCACCCACCCCAUUCAUGUAAAGCAUCUGUCUGGCCGAAGCACAAUGCCCAGCAGGCAUCUGGCUUCUUGUACACCUUUAAUAAAACAAGCUGUCAAAUCA